Messenger RNA from Schistocerca gregaria, 2811 nucleotides. RefSeq names its product myosin ID heavy chain-like. The transcript has 5 exons. NCBI's taxonomy places the organism in Eukaryota, Metazoa, Arthropoda, Insecta, Orthoptera, Acrididae. Gene Ontology annotation, biological process: chemotaxis to cAMP; endocytosis; actin filament organization. Gene Ontology annotation, molecular function: actin filament binding; ATP binding; microfilament motor activity. The record is from RefSeq and is a predicted model, not a curated record. Bases 25 to 2784 code for a protein of 919 amino acids. Gene Ontology annotation, cellular component: vesicle; microvillus; actin cytoskeleton.
AUUUAUUUUAGGUGAUACUGCGAAAUGGCACAAAUACUGAAGACAUGUGCGCUGGACGACAUGGUGAUGUUGAAGGACGUGUCAGAGAAUGGGAUUUCGAGUAAUCUCAAGAAGCGAUACGAGACGGAUCAGAUAUACACGUAUAUUGGACACGUUUUGAUAUCGAUCAAUCCGUACAAAUCGAUUCCCGAGUUGUUCAGCGUUGAUCGCAUGAUGGACUACCGAGGGAAGAACAGGAUAGAGAUGCCGCCACACGCGUACGCGGUGGCGGACUCGAUGUACCAGUCGAUUGUGUCUGACUUGGAGAGUCAGUGCGUGAUUAUUAGUGGAGAGUCUGGAGCUGGAAAAACGGAGGUGUCCAAGAUCAUCAUGCAGUACAUUUCGCAGAACUGCGGUUCUUUGGAGGAGGUGAUUCGAGUGAAGGACGCGAUUUUGGACUCGAACCCGUUGUUGGAGGCGUUUGGGAACGCGAAGACGAUUAGGAACAACAAUUCUUCGAGGUUUGGGAAGUACAUGGAGAUUCAGUUUGACAGGAGUGGGCAGCCAGUGGGAGGCAGGGUGACGAAUUACUUGCUGGAGAGUUCUAGGGUCGUGGUGCAGAGCAAGAACGAGAGGUCCUUUCACAUAUUUUACGAGAUGUUGUCUGGAGCGGAUGGGCAGAUGAAGGAGAGGUAUCGUUUGUUGGAUGCGAGUUCCUACCACUACUUGAAUCAGGGGAACUGUACGGUGGUGGACGAGAUAGAUGACGUGAGUGAUUGGAAGGACUUGUUGCACGCGUUGGACACGAUGAAAUUCAGCGAGAAGGAGAAGGAGGAGGUGUUUCGGUUGUUGGCGUCAAUUCUUUGGGCGGGAAAUUUGGAGUUUUCGGAGCAGAAUGAGGAGUCCAAGAUAUCGAACGGGGAUUGCUUGGACCACGUGGCGUCGAUGCUGAAGAUAGACGCGGCGGUGUGUCACGACGGGUUUUGCAAGAGGACGAUUCAGACGGGGACGGGCGGUCGAAGUUCGAUAUACGCGGUGCCUCAGAAGGCGGAUGAGGCGGCAUAUUCGAGAGACGCGUUUGCCAAGGCGGUGUAUUCCAGGUUGUUUGACUACACGGUGUUGAGGAUUAACCAGAGGUUGGGCUGGAAGAGCGAGGAGCUUCCGAUUUUGGGCAUUUUGGAUAUAUACGGGUUUGAGGUGUUUGAAUCGAACGGGUUUGAGCAGUUGUGCAUUAACUAUGUGAACGAGAAGCUGCAGCAGAUAUUCAUCAAUUUGACGUUGAAGGAGGAGCAGGAGGAGUACGAGAGGGAGGGGAUUAAGUGGGAGCCGAUAAAGUUCUUCAACAACAAGAUUUGCUGCGACUUGAUUGAAUCGAGACAGAAUCCGAUAGGUAUUUUUACGUUGUUGGACGACGUGUGCAACUUCCCGCAGGCGAGCGACGAGAAGUUCUUGUCGAAGUUGAAGGAGAACCUCGCGCAGCACCAGUUCUUCAAGCUUGGGUCGGCGGCGAAUUCGUUUUGCGUGAAGCACUAUGCUGGAGACGUGGAGUACUCGACAUCCGGGUUUUGCGACAAGAACAAGGACCUGUUGUUUAACGACCUGAUUCAGUUGGCGAAGUGCAGCAAGAUUGAGCUUUUGGUUUCUUUGUUCCCGGAAUCGGCUACUACGGACGACAAGCGUCGUCCGACGACGGCGAGCUUCAAGUUGAAGACGUCCUGCCAGCAGUUGGUGGACUCUCUUUCGAAGUCGCACCCGCACUACAUAAGGUGCAUAAAGCCGAACGACAAGAAGCAGUCGAGGAACUACAACGACACGCGGUGCCUGCAUCAGAUCAAGUAUUUGGGACUGUUGGAGAACAUCAAGGUGCGUCGCGCGGGGUACGCGUAUCGCCAAGUGUACGACCGGUUUUACUACCGAUAUGCGAUUUGCUCGGAUGGCACGUGGCCGACGAGCAAGUACGCCGGGAGGUUUCGAGAAGGCGCGUCGGCGAUUUUGGACAGUUUGGGCAUCGAGCCCGCCGACAAAAAAUCGGUUUACGAGCUCGGAAAGACGAAAGUUUUCAUUCGGGCUCCCGAAACGAUCUUCUCGCUCGAAGAGAUUCGCGAGCAAAAAACGUUCAGCUAUGCCAACUGCAUUCAGCGCUACUUCAUGAAGAACGCGUACGACCGCCUCAUGUACGUCAUUCGCAAGUCCGCGAACGAUGCCAUUCGCGGCAAGAAGGACCGCCGCCAGAAAUCGCUCGAUCGCCUCUUCCUGGGGGACUAUAUCUCUUACAGCGAGAACUUUCAGCUGAAGAGCAUCGUGGGCAAAGGCGUCAAGGUCUUCUUCGCGGACGUGUGCAACUACGUUCAAAAGAAGAAGAUUCGCCUCGUCAUCAUCAUUUCCGCCAACAACAUUCACCUUAUUGAGAUCGUCGCCAACAAGGACAAGGCUACCAACAAGACCAAGCCCUGGGUUUAUCAGACGCAGGUGCGCAUCGCUGCCGCCGACUUCAAAGGCGUCGUUCUGUCCGAGUUCGCCGACAACUACAUCUGUCUGUGCACCGCCGCCUCAGAAAACUACCUCAUUGAAACGUCCAAAAAAACUGAAAUGAUUGCCCACCUGCUCAAGAUCAAUCCCCACAUGAGCAUUGAGUUCAGGAAUUGUAUCGACAUCACCUACAAAAAGAAGUCGAUCAAAAUCACCUUCGCCAGCGAUCCGAAGAACAGUGCUCCAGACGGCGGCCUGUACAAGAAAAAGAAAGUUCUUGUCUCCAGGGGACUUGGCAAAGACGCCUAUCCGAAUUUGGUAGAACCUAGAAACUAAUAAAGUUUAUUUCGUCUGUUUCAAUAA